Molecule: messenger RNA, 6575 nt
Organism: Bicyclus anynana (squinting bush brown)
Lineage: Eukaryota; Metazoa; Arthropoda; Insecta; Lepidoptera; Nymphalidae
Gene: Gpat4
Product: glycerol-3-phosphate acyltransferase 3
Exons: 11
Coding region: 110-1774 (554 amino acids)
Biological process (GO): triglyceride biosynthetic process
Cellular component (GO): endoplasmic reticulum
Molecular function (GO): glycerol-3-phosphate O-acyltransferase activity
Source: RefSeq, a predicted model, not a curated record
GUGCUCGUGACGUCACACAGCCAUUUUCAUUCGAGUCCGAGUCAUUCGUCAGUUUGAUUGAUAAUUAUUGCGCGAUUUUUCAAUCAAUCAGCAUUGAUCAGUCGCAAAAAUGGCGCUAAUGGUGUCGUUUGUGUCCGUGGCCGUUUCUAUAUUGUACACGCCGUUCCUGCUGCUCAUUCUGUGUGUGAUAUUCCUCGCAUCCAUCGGCAAGUCCCUGGGUGUACGGAGACUGUAUGUGAAUGUACUGCUCAAACUUUUCGAGUAUGGCAGACAGCACAUCGAGGUGGCGAAGAAGCUCCAGAGGACCGACAGUUCUGACGAGGAGGAGCCGCCGCCUGAUGACAAGCCGCCCUCCGCGCUCGUCAAAGAGAACGGCGUCAACGGCACGAAGAACAACGUGAUAGAGCGGCAGGAGAUCCUGGGGCCGUCGCCAGAGCUCAACUACAAGAGGAGCAAGAGCCAGGAGCGGCUCCAGAACGGACACAUGGUUGAUGUCAAGGGGGAGACAAACCUGGAGUUUCACCUGCACCACUGCAUGGACCUGGUGAAGGCGGGCAUGGAGUCCAUCAUCGAGGACCAGGUCACGUCGGUCUUCGAGGCCGAGGAGUUGCGGAGUUGGAACCUGCUCACCAGGACCAACAGACAGUACGAGUUCCUCACGUGGCGACUGACCAUCAUCUGGUUCAUGGGCUUCGUGGUGCGCUACUUCUUCCUGCUGCCGCUCCGGAUAUUCAUAUUCGUGAUCGGGGUCGUGACAAUGAUAACGUCGCUGUCGCUCAUCGGCUUCCUGCCCGAGAGCAAGUUCCGUCGCUGGCUGGCGGCCAUCUUUUACAAAAUAUCCAUCAGGACCCUCAUGAGAAGCAUGUCCUGCGUCACCAGCUUCCACGACACGGAGCACUCGCCGCGGUACAACGGCUUCUGUGUGGCCAACCACACGAGCCCCAUAGACGUGGGCGUCUUGAGUGUCAACACUUGCUUCUCUUUGGUGUGGUGGCUGAUCGCGUGCACGGCGUGCGUGGGCACGCUGCCCGACGGCGCGCUGAAGCAGCGCGUCAACAACGCGCUGUCGCUCGUCUGCUUCAACUUCCUGUCGCGCUGCAUCUCCGCGGUGAUCACUUACCACAACAGCGACCACAAGCCGCGCAACGGCAUCUGCGUGGCGAACCACACCAGCCCCAUCGACGUGCUGGUGCUCAUGUGUGACAGCUGCUACUCGCUGAUAGGUCAAAGACACGACGGGUUCCUGGGCCUCCUGCAGCGGGCGCUCGCUCGCGCUUCGCCACACAUCUGGUUCGAGAGGUCAGAGGUUAAAGACAGACACGCGGUCGCCAGGAGAUUAAAAGAGCACAUCUCAGUGCCGGACAACCCCCCCAUCCUGAUAUUCCCGGAGGGCACCUGCAUCAACAACACGUCGGUGAUGCAGUUCAAGAAGGGCAGCUUCGAAGUGGGGGGCACCAUAUACCCCGUCGCCAUCAAGUACGAUCCGCGCUUCGGCGACGCGUUCUGGAACAGCUCGCGGUACGGCAUGCUGCACUACCUGCUCAACAUGAUGAGCUCGUGGGCCAUCGUGUGCGACGUGUGGUACCUGCCCGCCAUGACGCGCUCGUCCAGCGAGUCGGCGGUGGACUUCGCCAAGCGCGUCAAGGCGGCCAUAGCGACGCGCGGCGGCCUCGUCGACCUCAUGUGGGACGGGCAACUAAAACGCAUGAAGGCCAAGAAAGAGUGGCGAGAGAUGCAACAGGAGGAGUUUAGCAAGAGAUUAAAAGGAGAAUAAAAUAAAGUGUCCCAUUGGUUGAGCCAAAAACAAUAAUUGUGGAACAGUGUUGAGGUUUAGAACAAUUGGUACUAUUACGAUACGUGAUAGGACCCACCAAUCGGCUCUGGCGUGGUGGGUCAAUGCCCCAUAUAUCUUUCUCUUAUGAGAGAAGGCCUAUACCCUGCUGGGGAAAUAUCAAAUAAUCAUCAGAUAAUUAUGGUUGCAUCGCGUGUGUAUAAAUACACGAAAAUUACUUUAGAGGAACUAUCAAUAGUAAUUUCGUAGAAAUGCCUUAAAAAUAUGGGAAUGUUGACUAAUUUUAUGUAUAGUCUUUAUUUUUUAGUGAAACUAUUAAACAAUUAUAAUUUCACACUCAGAUUAUAUAAUAGUAUAAAUAAAAAUAUUGUAGCUGUAAUAAUAUUUUUUUUUGUAAUAAAAAUAAUGAUACAUAAUAAUUUCAUACAAUUGAUGAAUUAUAACGAAAGCCAUUCCGAAAAUUAAUCAACAUCCGAUAUUGAAUAGAUUUCUAUUUAUUUAUCCUGAAUAUUUAACACACUCUUUUCGCGGUGCAACCAUACUAUAAUUUUACGCAUUAUUGUAAAAAACUUAUAAACAUUUUUCGUGACUUAUUUAUUGUAAUUAACUAAUAUGUAAUCACAAGUUAGAAAGGCUACUAGAUAAUAUAGAAAUUGUAAACUUUUUAUAAGUUACACAAAUGUGUAAUGAAAAAAAAAACAUUGUAAAAUUUUAAAACUUACACAAUUGAUAUUUGUAAUCGAUAUUAUAAUAAAAUAUAUCUAUAUUUAUGUAAUAAUUUAUAUAUACACUGUCACGGUUCUAAACUAUUUCACUUGAGUUACUACUUUUUCGAUACAUAUUAUUAAUUAAUAAUAUUAUGGUGAUUCACGAUUUUGUAAAAACUAUUAAUAAAAUUGUAAAAGUCAUUCAAGUUAAUACAGUUGUACAAAUUUACUGCAUUUCAAACGUCAGUUAAUGAAUAUGUAGUUAUAAUGUUUCUGUAUUUUUUUAACACGCAAUUUCUAGAAAUAGAAUAGUUGUGUAAUUUUCGUAAAUUUUACACAAGUUACACUAGAAGAUAAAUAGGACUUGUCAUUCAUAAAAGUUGAAGUUGGUGGUGUAUAUAAUUAUUAGCUGGCACAGCAUCGCAGAUAUUGAAAAAAAAAAUAGUAUUUUAAACUACAGUUUUUGUACCGAGCCGUGGAAAUUGUAGGUAAACGCCUAAAUUGAAAUUAGUUUGAAAUUAGUUUCAAUUCUAGAAAAACUAUCGUAUUAGCCAGAUUUCUCAAGAGAAUAAUUAAAACUUUCAUUGGAUAUCAAUCUUCCUCUUAAAUCCGUUAUGUAGUUAAAACGGAGGGAAGCAGAUUUGUGAUGAAUGAAGAAUAUAAUUAAAAUUAGUUUCAACUUUGUUGACUUGAUCUUAAAAAAUAUCACAUUGGCAGCUUUUAUGUUAUUACCAUUAGCAUUUAUUAGACUUAUCUUUAUGUUUAUUAAUAAUUUUUGGAUCUACAGAAAGUGUGCUUUUGAUGGUUUUUCGGUUAUUUGAUUGUAAAUAUUUCUUUGGAGAUUGAAAGGGAGAGUGAAAAUUGAAAAUUCGUGGAGUAUUUGACUGAUUGACAUUGUAUCUAUUUUAUUUAUCGAUUGUUGUGUACUUUAGAGUAGUAAAUAAUUUAUUUAUUUAUUUUGCUAUUUACCGCAUCAUUGCGUUUGUAGCCUCAUGUAGCUCAUUUGUUAAAGACUCGGACUGGAUACCGAACAUUAAUAAUCCUAACACAGCCUUUACGACGAAUUGUCAAUUUAGUCAAAAACUUGCAACCGAUUUAGCGAUUUUUUUCAAAGUGUAACUUUGAAUGAUAAUGAAAUAUUUAAUAAGUUUUUAAUAUAAUUCUCACAGUGAUUUUCAUAUAUUUUUAUAAUUAACGUAAUGCCUAAUGAAUCUAUACAGAUACAAUUAACAUUCGAAUUAAAUAAUAAUCCUAGUUUUUUUUUUAAUUGAUGAAAUUAUGAAAUAUUCUGUUGAAAAGCCAACUUAGAUACAUAUAAAUUAACACCACUAGAUAUUGUUAAUUUAAUUCUAGUUAGUAGACAUUACAAUUAAACUUUUAUUAAAAAAAAUUACAACUAUAUUUUUUUAGAAGUUAACGAAUGCUACACAAAUAACUGCUAUUAGUCUGUAUCCUCGCAUAAAAUAAUGUCAUUUUACUUUUACUCGUAUGUAUUUUGUUACAAUAGUUACUUUACUACUAUAUAAUAUACUUGGGUUGCUAUUAUACAAUUAUGAAAGCCCGUCAAUCUGCAUUGGAGCAGCGUGGUGGGUCUAAGCUCCAUAACCCCUCCUAUAAGGGAGACCUGCCGCUGUAAUUACGAUAAUUCGAUAUUAAGAAGCUCUUAAAUUUGUUAUAAACCAGAAAAUGUGUGAUUUUUCGCAAAAAUCAGCACAAUUGAGAAAACAUCGGAUUUUAUCAGAUGACACACACGCCCGGCACGAGUUAUGUGGGCUGCCUAUCAAUUUAUAUAAUGUACUAUAUUUUUUUAACCUGAUUUCUUACUAUAGAUUACAUACAGAAAAAUGUUACACCUGUAUUUAUAUGUAUAGAAAAUCGUUAAAUUAUAGUUUAGUUGCAAUAUUUAUUAUAUAGUAAAAAUUACAAUUUCAAAAAUUGUAAAUAACUAUCACAUUAUAUUUUAGUGUAAUUUACAUAAAUAAAACUGUAAAAGUCAUAAAUAACGAUUUGUAAUUGUAAAAAUCAUUAAAUUGGUGAUAAAUGUUGUGAUUGGACGAGGACUGAGUGUGAUGGGUGAGUAGUACAUAAUGAUGAUACAGUUAAUGGCUUAAUUACAAUUAAUUAUUAAGUUAUUAUUAAUGGUAAUUGUAUUUUACAAAAAUAUUAUAAUUAUAUUAUAAAUAUAUUUUAUAAUUGUCAUUUUGUUAAUAAAAGAAUGUUUGAAGUGAUAAAAUAUCAAAAAUUAAACUUAUAUUUCAAUUCAGAGAUAAUACCUUGCUAUAAUCUUGAUAACUUCAUUCAGACAGGAGUGUCCUGUGAGUGACAAUUGGUGACACUAUUUUUAAGAGUGAUGUCACAGCCAGUGGCGUGCACAAGGCUCUUAACUAGGGUAUACAUUACAGGUACAAAAUGGAAAAUUCCUCCUCCAAUACUGGUACGUAAUUAAUGCUCAGGGUAUGCAUUGCGUUUAUGCAUCUAUGAAGUGCACGCCACUGGUUACUGGUAUCUGUAGUCCAUAAUGAUUAGGUGGGGCGGUAGUUUACGACAGGGCCGGAUUAAGGAGGUCUAAGUAUAGACCAACAAGUUGUGCGUGCAGAUGGAAGCAGUAUAUAUAUAUAUUUUUGGAUUGCUCAAAGUGAUGUAACUUUUGCGGGACUUGUAUAUUCUUGUAGGCAUUUUUAUUCGAUAAUAAUAAUUAUUAUGUAUGUUGUUGUACAACUAGUUGGUAGCGUGUGCCGACAGUUAUCACUCACCAUCAAGUGGACCUGCUUGAUCUGUCACUACUAGUUGUGCAAGCUAAGAUCUAUUUGUAACAGUUUGUGAAGUAAUUUAAUGCGGUUUCUAUACCAUGUCUGCGGUGAUCACACAUACCACAUUUUAUGCAUGUUGAAAAUUUUCCCAAAUUCAGAGCGAAUUCAACCUUUAGGAUUGAGUUUAAAGUUGAAUUUGCAAAUGCGAAUGAAUGAUUCAUAAUAUUUGUCAGGACAACAUAACACAUCACUGUAACCAAAACAAGACCCUAGAAUGGCAGAGAAUGACCUUGAGUGAAGUCACGCACUUGUGAACGAUGUGUGUAGGGUUAAAGUCUCCUUUGAUAGUUAACAAACACUCCCCUUUUCCACUCAAGUCACUCUCCCCGCCUAUCCCAAGUAACUCAUAAAGAAUUACACAACAAAUAACGUAGACAGCUCGAACGCCACGAGCAUACUGAAGUCGACCGUACGACGAACGCCUUAUGUUGCAAGUCAUUCCCGCCAACCGGUCGCUACCACUCUCUAACUCCCUAACUUUACGAAACAAGUCGCGCCACUUGGCGUUGGCACGAACCGACACGAGAUCGAUUGAUGAGAUAUAUGGUAGGAGCGUAUUACACAUUCAGCAUUCAUACAAUGAGGUGUGUGUGGCUCCCGCAGGCUCUGAAUGUAAUAUCAUUAUAAUUUUCAUGUAAGUGGUAUGUAUCACAAAGACCCAAAAAUUGUUGUUUUUUUUUUAUUUCUGUCUAAAUAAUAUCUUAUUUUUUUUUUACAAUUAUUUUAAUACAACGUUUUUCAUGCGGUUUUAGUUGGAAAAAAAAAUAGUUUAAUAAAAUAAAUCUAUUAUUUACUUUAUUAAUUAAUUAAUUUUUAGGUAAUUUUAUUAUUUAAUUAAGAAACUUUUUGACUCCUAAUAGUACCUACUCGUUAUUUUAGCAUACAAAAUGGCAGAUUAAUAUAUAAAGGCAUCUAAGACGAAACUUAGCAUAAUAAAAUAAGUCCUUAGUAUUUAGUUUAUUAUAAAAUACACAAAAUUAUCAUUUUUAUAACACUUCUAUAAGCUAACCUACAUAAAAAAUCUAAUUUAUAUUUGAUCCAACUCGUAAAACCGCAUGAAAAUCCGUUUAGUAAUUUUGAACAUUAGUGUUAUUUUACACUUUUAUAGCUUUCUAAUAUUUUAAUGUAAUAAUAUAAUGAAUUAUUGAAUGCUAUGUUAUUUCCCAGAUUGUGUAUGUAUAUUUGUUUGUUAGAUUUUAAGUUAAUUUAUUGUUUUGUAACGUUUGUAUGUAUACCGUUUUGUACUCAGUAAAUGUUAUAACUUGA